GUGCUCCCAAGAAAAAAAACGAAAACCGAAAAGUAUCUCCUCCCCUCAAGCCUCUUUAUCUCCAUCUCCGAGUGAUCUCCAUCUCUAUCUGUAUCUCUAUCUGUGGCUGCAUCUGUAACUCUCUCCCGUGAGAGUCUUGCGAGUGCGCUGGUGUGCGUGUCCGAGUGUGAGCGUGUGCUAAGCUUUUUGCUGUCGCCUAUCUGUGAGGGUAUUGGUGCUUCGGCCUGAACUAUGGUUCGCGUGUUCGUGUGCGUCUAACACUCGUACGUAUCGUAAUUUAAAAAUAAGUAUUUCGACAUUCCGCCGUGGAAACUAUGUGACAUACCAGUCCAGAUCCCCAUAAGCACCACAACGAAAAAACGAAACAAAACGAUCUAUACCGCGAAAUAUUAUUAAUAACCCCUCUAAGGGCCAAGAGCAGCGAUCAUUGUGAUUAACAAACGAACCCCGACCCCAAAUUAGCCCCAAAAAGCAACCAGGUGCAACACCAGUCACUCAGUCUCUCAGCGAUUACCUCAUCUGUGUCAAAAUGGUAUCAAAAAACAGUAAAAAGAAACAAGUGUCGCAGCAGCAGCAGCAGCAGCCGCCAGCCACAUCGACCACAACCACAUCGUCGUCGGCUACGGCCACGAAGCUCACCAAACAACUGGGACCCGACGCUACAGCGACCCUCACCACUAAGAGCAGCUCCACCUCGAUGGAGCACGAGUCCGUCUCGUACGGAGAGCCAGUGGCGAGCACCUCAUCCUCCACUCCUGUGCUGGCGGCCAGCACUGCAUCCUCGUCUCCCAUGCCUGCGGCUGGUGUCAGGAGCUACAGCCGCAGCAGCAAGAGCAAGGCAGCCAUGUCAAGCUCCCAAUCCUCAUACACAGAGAAAUCUCAGUCCAAGUUACAAUCCCAAUCCCAAUCCCAGUCGGAGCAGUUUAGCAGCAGCAGCAGCAGCACCGCCAAGAUUUCCAGGGAUUACUCCAACGAGAAGAUCAUUGCCUCGAUCGAUCUGCUGGAGAGUGAGAAGAAGGAGCCAGUGUUCUCUGUCCCCAUCGAGGUGGUAGAGAUCACAACGCCCACGCUCUCCAUGUCAGCCAGCGGCGGCAGCCUCUCCAAGAUGUACACGUCCUCUUCCAUGUCUUCCAGUCAGCAGCGGCAGCAGCAGCAGGCGAGCAGCAGCUCCACUUACUUCGCCUCCACAACCAGUUCCAGCUCCAAUCGGAGCGCCAAUGAAACGCUCAUUGCAAGCGAGAGAGCCGACACAGCGGCUACCGGUAUGACAUCAUCCGGUGCGAGGAAACAGGUUGGCUUUGACACGAGCAGUAGCACCAAUACCAAUACCAACAUCAGUGUUGAUGUCAAUACCAAUACCAACACUAACACCAACACCAAGAGUACCAGCAGCAGCAGCAGCAAAAGCUUCAGUGAAUCUCAGAGCGUGCCAAAGCUACCACCAGCCAGCGGAACAGCUGACGGGCCCACAUCGGUGACGUCAUCAAGUUGCCCCGAACCGGUUGCCGCGCCGUCUGCCGUGACCACAACAAAGGGGACGUCAUCCACCUCGCAGAACGAUAAACUGGAACAGCUGUCGGGAACGACAACAGCUGUGGACCACAACAAAGCCACUUCAUCGACAUCCAAAAAAGAGGUCAGCGAGAGCACCACACGGAGCAGCUCUAGCAGCACCAAGCAGUCCACAUCGUCGUCCAAGAAGGAGGUGUAUGACGUGAAGACCAAGACCUGGACCGAGCUUAGCGAUGGCACCAACCCCCAUCCUGGGGGCAACACAAGCAAGCCCACCUUUGAGCGGUACGUCAGCAAGGAGUCGGACGGUAGCUGCAAGGUGACGUACAAGAAGAAGAUAUACGACAGGCGCAACAAUAGGUGGCGCGUGGUUGACGAACGGACUGUGGACAGCACCGCUGACCGGGGCUAUCCCGAAAUAGUCGAUGAUGUCAUCAACACAACCACCACAACAUACACCACCAAGGUGUACGACACGAAACUCGGCAAGUGGACGGUCGUCGACGAGAAGUCGUACAGAGAUAGCAAAGCUUUCGUGCCCAAUGACAUUGCUCGUGAAAUCGAGAAAGAUAAUACCGAUGUGGCAAACAUAACAACUACCACGGAGGUAACAAAGAUAUUCGAUGCGAGCAUCAACGAUUGGCGUGUUCUGGACGAGAAGGUGCACACGGAUGUCAUUGAGAAGAUUGUAGAGACCCCCAAGAAGACCAUCUACGUGGAUGAAUUUGUGGAGAUUGAGAAGAACACCUCGAUUUCGGAGAACAAUGAGAACAUAACCCUGAAUCUGAACGAAACAUCGAAACACAAAAAUAUUACCGAAAAUAUUUAUGAUGAAAUCGAUUAUGUGCGCACCGAUAAGAAACGCUUAGACGAUUCAAGAAACCGUGGAGUCGUCAAGAACAAAAAUACUACGCAUAGCGAGCGGUGCAUCUGUGAGAUCUGCACAUGCGGACGACAUCACUGCUCAACCAGCACAACUAAAUCAACAGAAAACACAAUCAUUGAAACCGAUGAUACCCUCGAGGAAGCAUACACAAGAGUACGUACAAAUACCUGGUCGAAGAGAGACAAUGGAAACAUUCCCAAGCCAAACGAAGACAUAUUAGUGGACUACGUAGUUAUAAAGAAGCCAGAAGAUAAUCUAAAGCCAGAAGGAGACUUCGUAGUCCCACCAAAAGAGCCAUACAAGCCCGGCGAGAGGCGUGAGAAAAUUGUGCACACUGACAAUUUGCGGACAGAGGGAGAAAUGACCUUCAACGAGAGGGAGGAGUAUCAAUACACCGUCCGUCCUGAAUAUAAGAAGCCGACGGACAACCUUAAGCCCGAGGGCGAGUUUUACAGCCCAGAGAAGCCAAAAUAUCAGCCUGGAGACCGCCCAACACAAGUACGACACAAGGAUAACUUGCGGCCUGAAGGUGACUUCUAUACGCCCGACAAGAAGGGCUAUACACCAGCCGAUCGACCCACCCAAAAGAAACCCGUGGAUAACCUCAAGACGGAGGGAGAAUUCCUUACGCCGGAAAAACCCACCUAUCGGCCAGGAGAAAGAUCAGAGAAAAUUAUUCGCAGCGACAACUUGCGCACCGAAGGAGAAAUGACUUUUGUGGAGAAGCAGGAGUACCAAUAUGUGGUUCGACCAGGACAAAUAAAGCCCACUGAUAACCUCAAACCAGAGGGUGAAUUUUACAGUCCGGAGAAACCGAAGUACAGACCAGGCGAUCGUCCAACACAAGUUAGGCAUGAAGACAAUCUGAAACCCGAAGGCGACUUCUACACUCCAGAAAAACCAGGAUACAAGCCUAGUGAACGUCCAUCUCAAGUGCGACCUGAGGAUAAUCUUCGACCUGAGGGAGAGUUCUACACACCGGAUAAACCAGGAUUCAGACCCGCCGAGAGGCCAGUACAGAAGAAACCAGAAGAUAACCUAAAAACCGAGGGAGAUUUCUACAGUCCCGAAAAGCAGAAGUAUACGCCAGGAGAACGUCCAACCCAGGUCAGACCUGAAGACAAUCUGAGACCUGAGGGAGAAUUCUACAGUCCCGAGAAACCCAAGUACAGACCUGGUGAACGUCCAUCGCAAGUCAGACCUGAAGACAAUCUCCGACCUGAGGGAGAGUUCUACACUCCGGAUAAACCUGGAUUCAAACAAGCUGAGCGGCCGGUCCAGAAGAAACCAGUGGACAAUCUGAAGCCCGAAGGAGAGUUUACGAAGCCUGAGAAACAGGUUUACAAACCUGCUGAUAAGAACGAAAGGAUCAUUCGUAAGGACAACCUACGUAGCGAAGGUGAAAUGACGUUCGUUGAGAAACAGGAGUAUCAAUACGUGGUACGACCCGAUCAAGUCAGACCUACGGAUAACUUGAAGCCCGAGGGUGACUUCUACAGUCCCGAAAAGCAGAAGUAUACGCCAGGAGAACGUCCAACCCAAGUCAGACCUGAAGACAAUCUCCGACCUGAGGGAGAGUUCUACACUCCGGAUAAACCAGGAUUCAGACCCGCUGAGAGACCUGUUCAGAAGAAGCCGGAGGAUAAUCUGAAACCCGAGGGAGAUUUCUACAGUCCCGAAAAGCAGAAGUAUACGCCAGGAGAACGUCCAACCCAAGUCAGACCUGAAGACAAUCUGAGACCUGAGGGAGAAUUCUACAGUCCCGAGAAACCCAAGUACAGGCCAGGUGAACGUCCAUCGCAAGUCAGACCUGAAGACAAUCUCCGACCUGAGGGAGAGUUCUACACUCCGGAUAAACCAGGAUUCAGACCUGCUGAAAGACCUGUUCAGAAGAAGCCGGAGGAUAAUCUAAAACCCGAAGGAGAUUUCUACAGUCCCGAAAAGCAGAAGUAUACACCAGGAGAACGUCCAACCCAGGUCAGACCUGAAGACAAUCUGAGACCUGAGGGAGAAUUCUACAGUCCCGAGAAACCCAAGUACAGACCAGGUGAACGUCCAUCGCAAGUCAGACCUGAAGACAAUCUCCGACCUGAGGGAGAGUUUUACACUCCGGAUAAACCUGGAUUCAGACCCGCUGAGAGACCAGUCCAAAAGAAACCCGUGGACAAUUUGAAGCCCGAAGGAGAGUUUACGAAGCCUGAGAAACAGGUUUACAAACCUGCUGAUAAAAACGAAAGGAUCAUUCGUAAGGACAACCUACGUAGCGAAGGUGAAAUGACGUUCGUUGAGAAACAGGAGUAUCAAUACGUGGUACGACCCGAUCAAGUCAGACCCACGGAUAACUUGAAGCCCGAAGGUGACUUCUACAGUCCCGAAAAGCAGAAGUAUACGCCAGGAGAACGUCCAACCCAAGUCAGACCAGAAGACAAUCUCCGACCUGAGGGAGAUUUCUACACUCCGGAUAAACCAGGAUUCAGACCCGCUGAGAGACCUGUUCAGAAGAAGCCGGAGGAUAAUCUGAAACCCGAGGGAGAUUUCUACAGUCCCGAAAAGCAGAAGUAUACGCCAGGAGAACGUCCAACCCAAGUCAGACCUGAAGACAAUCUGAGACCUGAGGGAGAAUUCUACAGUCCCGAGAAACCCAAGUACAGGCCAGGUGAACGUCCAUCGCAAGUCAGACCUGAAGACAAUCUCCGACCUGAGGGAGAGUUCUACACUCCGGAUAAACCAGGAUUCAGACCUGCUGAAAGACCUGUUCAGAAGAAGCCGGAGGAUAAUCUAAAACCCGAAGGAGAUUUCUACAGUCCCGAAAAGCAGAAGUAUACACCAGGAGAACGUCCAACCCAGGUCAGACCUGAAGACAAUCUGAGACCUGAGGGAGAAUUCUACAGUCCCGAGAAACCCAAGUACAGACCUGGUGAACGUCCAUCGCAAGUCAGACCUGAAGACAAUCUCCGACCUGAGGGAGAGUUUUACACUCCGGAUAAACCCGGAUUCAGGCCCGCUGAGAGACCAGUCCAAAAGAAACCAGUGGACAAUUUGAAGCCCGAAGGAGAGUUUACGAAGCCUGAGAAACAGGUUUACAAACCUGCUGAUAAAAACGAAAGGAUCAUUCGUAAGGACAACCUACGUAGCGAAGGUGAAAUGACGUUCGUUGAGAAACAGGAGUAUCAAUACGUGGUACGACCCGAUCAAGUCAGACCCACGGAUAACUUGAAGCCCGAAGGUGACUUUUACAGUCCCGAAAAGCAGAAGUAUACGCCAGGAGAACGUCCAACCCAAGUCAGACCUGAAGACAAUCUCCGACCUGAGGGAGAUUUCUACACUCCGGAUAAACCAGAAUUCAGACCCGCUGAGAGACCUGUUCAGAAGAAGCCGGAGGAUAAUCUGAAACCCGAGGGAGAUUUCUACAGUCCCGAAAAACAGAAGUAUACGCCAGGAGAACGUCCAACCCAAGUCAGACCUGAAGACAAUCUCCGACCUGAGGGAGAGUUUUACACUCCGGAUAAACCCGGAUUCAGGCCCGCUGAGAGACCAGUCCAAAAGAAACCAGUGGACAAUUUGAAGCCCGAAGGAGAGUUUACGAAGCCUGAGAAACAGGUUUACAAACCUGCUGAUAAAAACGAAAGGAUCAUUCGUAAGGACAACCUACGUAGCGAAGGUGAAAUGACAUUCGUUGAGAAACAGGAGUAUCAAUACGUGGUACGACCUGAUCAAGUCAGACCGACGGAUAACCUGAAGCCCGAGGGUGACUUCUACAGUCCCGAAAAGCAGAAGUAUACGCCAGGAGAACGUCCAACCCAAGUCAGACCUGAAGACAAUCUCCGACCUGAAGGAGAAUUCUACAGUCCCGAGAAACCCAAGUACAGACCAGGUGAACGUCCAACGCAAGUCAGACCUGAAGACAAUCUCCGACCUGAGGGAGAGUUUUACACUCCGGAUAAACCUGGAUUCAGACCCGCUGAGAGACCAGUCCAAAAGAAACCCGUGGACAAUUUGAAGCCCGAAGGAGAGUUUACGAAGCCUGAGAAACAGGUUUACAAACCUGCUGAUAAAAACGAAAGGAUCAUUCGUAAGGACAACCUACGUAGCGAAGGUGAAAUGACGUUCGUUGAGAAACAGGAGUAUCAAUACGUGGUACGACCCGAUCAAGUCAGACCGACGGAUAACCUGAAGCCCGAGGGUGACUUCUACAGUCCCGAAAAGCAGAAGUAUACGCCAGGAGAACGUCCAACCCAAGUCAGACCAGAAGACAAUCUCCGACCUGAGGGAGAGUUCUACACUCCGGAUAAACCAGGAUUCAGACCCGCUGAGAGACCUGUUCAGAAGAAGCCGGAGGAUAAUCUGAAACCCGAGGGAGAUUUCUACAGUCCCGAAAAGCAGAAGUAUACGCCAGGAGAACGUCCAACCCAAGUCAGACCUGAAGACAAUCUGAGACCUGAGGGAGAAUUCUACAGUCCCGAGAAACCCAAGUACAGACCUGGUGAACGUCCAUCGCAAGUCAGACCUGAAGACAAUCUCCGACCUGAGGGAGAGUUUUACACUCCGGAUAAACCUGGAUUCAGACCCGCUGAGAGACCAGUCCAAAAGAAACCCGUGGACAAUUUGAAGCCCGAAGGAGAGUUUACGAAGCCUGAGAAACAGGUUUACAAACCUGCUGAUAAAAACGAAAGGAUCAUUCGUAAGGACAACCUACGUAGCGAAGGUGAAAUGACGUUCGUUGAGAAACAGGAGUAUCAAUACGUGGUACGACCCGAUCAAGUCAGACCGACGGAUAACCUGAAGCCCGAGGGUGACUUCUACAGUCCCGAAAAGCAGAAGUAUACGCCAGGAGAACGUCCAACCCAAGUCAGACCUGAAGACAAUCUUCGACCUGAAGGAGAAUUCUACAGUCCCGAGAAACCCAAGUACAAACCAGGUGAACGUCCAACGCAAGUCAGACCUGAAGACAAUCUCCGACCUGAAGGAGAGUUCUACACUCCGGAUAAACCUGGAUUCAGACCCGCUGAGAGACCAGUCCAAAAGAAACCCGUGGACAAUUUGAAGCCCGAAGGAGAGUUUACGAAGCCUGAGAAACAGGUUUACCAACCUGCUGAUAAAAACGAAAGGAUCAUUCGUAAGGACAACCUACGUAGCGAAGGUGAAAUGACGUUCGUUGAGAAACAGGAGUAUCAAUACGUGGUACGACCCGAUCAAGUCAGACCGACGGAUAACCUGAAGCCCGAGGGUGACUUCUACAGUCCCGAAAAGCAGAAGUAUACGCCAGGAGAACGUCCAACCCAAGUCAGACCUGAAGACAAUCUCCGACCUGAGGGAGAAUUCUACAGUCCCGAGAAACCCAAGUACAGACCAGGUGAACGUCCAACGCAAGUCAGACCUGAAGACAAUCUCCGACCUGAGGGAGAGUUCUACACUCCGGAUAAACCUGGAUUUAAACCUGCUGAGAGACCUGUCCAGAAGAAGCCGGAGGAUAAUCUGAAACCCGAGGGAGAUUUCUACAGUCCCGAAAAGCAGAAGUAUACGCCAGGAGAACGUCCAACCCAGGUCAGACCUGAAGACAAUCUGAGACCUGAGGGAGAAUUCUACAGUCCCGAGAAACCCAAGUACAGACCUGGUGAACGUCCAUCGCAAGUCAGACCUGAAGACAAUCUCCGACCUGAGGGAGAGUUUUAUACUCCGGAUAAACCUGGAUUCAGACCCGCUGAGAGACCAGUCCAAAAGAAACCCGUGGACAAUUUGAAGCCCGAAGGAGAGUUUACGAAGCCUGAGAAACAAGUUUACAAACCUGCUGAUAAGAACGAACGGAUCAUUCGCAAGGACAACCUACGUAGCGAAGGUGAAAUGACGUUCGUUGAGAAACAGGAAUAUCAAUACGUGGUACGACCCGAUCAAGUCAGACCCACGGAUAACCUGAAGCCCGAGGGUGACUUCUACAGUCCCGAAAAGCAGAAGUAUACGCCAGGAGAACGUCCAACCCAAGUCAGACCUGAAGACAAUCUCCGACCUGAGGGAGAGUUCUACACUCCGGAUAAACCAGGAUUCAGACCCGCUGAGAGGCCUGUUCAGAAGAAGCCGGAGGAUAAUCUGAAACCCGAGGGAGAUUUCUACAGUCCCGAAAAGCAGAAGUAUACGCCAGGAGAACGUCCAAUCCAGGUCAGACCUGAAGACAAUCUGAGACCUGAGGGAGAAUUCUACAGUCCCGAGAAACCCAAGUACAGACCAGGUGAACGUCCAUCGCAAGUCAGACCUGAAGACAAUCUCCGACCUGAGGGAGAGUUUUACACUCCGGAUAAACCUGGAUUCAGACCCGCUGAGAGACCAGUCCAAAAGAAACCCGUGGACAAUUUGAAGCCCGAAGGAGAGUUUACGAAGCCUAAGAAACAGGUUUACAAACCUGCUGAUAAAAACGAAAGGAUCAUUCGUAAGGACAACUUACGUAGCGAAGGUGAAAUGACGUUCGUUGAGAAACAGGAGUAUCAAUACGUGGUACGACCCGAUCAAGUCAGACCGACGGAUAACCUGAAGCCCGAGGGUGACUUCUACAGUCCCGAAAAGCAGAAGUAUACGCCAGGAGAACGUCCAACCCAAGUAAAACCUGAAGACAAUCUCCGACCUGAGGGAGAAUUCUACAGUCUCGAGAAACCCAAGUACAGACCAGGUGAACGUCCAUCGCAAGUCAGACCUGAAGACAAUCUCCGACCUGAGGGAGAGUUCUACACUCCGGAUAAACCUGGAUUCAAACCAGCUGAGCGGCCGGUCCAGAAGAAGCCCGUGGACAAUCUGAAGCCCGAAGGAGAAUUUACGAAGCCUGAGAAACAGGUUUACAAACCUGCUGAUAAAAACGAAAGGAUCAUUCGUAAGGACAACCUACGUAGCGAAGGUGAAAUGACGUUCGUUGAGAAACAGGAGUAUCAAUACGUGGUACGACCUGAUCAAGUCAGACCCACGGAUAACUUGAAGCCCGAGGGUGACUUCUACAGUCCCGAAAAGCGGAAGUAUACGCCAGGUGAACGUCCAACGCAAGUCAGACCUGAAGACAAUCUCCGACCUGAGGGAGAGUUCUACACUCCGGAUAAACCAGGAUUCAGACCCGCUGAAAGGCCUGUCCAAAAGAAGCCGGAGGAUAAUCUGAAACCCGAGGGAGAUUUCUACAGUCCCGAAAAGCAGAAGUAUACGCCAGGAGAACGUCCAAUCCAGGUCAGACCUGAAGACAAUCUAAGACCUGAGGGAGAAUUCUACAGUCCCGAGAAACCCAAGUACAGACCAGGUGAACGUCCAUCGCAAGUCAGACCUGAAGACAAUCUCCGACCUGAGGGAGAGUUUUACACUCCGGAUAAACCUGGAUUCAAACCCGCUGAGAGACCAGUCCAGAAGAAACCCGUGGACAAUUUGAAGCCCGAAGGAGAGUUUACAAAGCCUGAGAAACAGAUUUACAAGUCGGGCGACAGAACUACCAAGAUAAUCCAGAAGGACAACUUACGAACGGAAGGUGAAAUGACGUUCGUUGAGAAGAAGGAAUAUCAAUAUGUCGUACGACCAGAGCAAGUAAAACCAUCGGAUAACUUAAAGCCGGAAGGAGAGUUCUUCAGCCCCGACAAACCCAAAUACCAGCCCGGCGAGCGAGUUACCGUUGUGCGGCAGAAGGAUAACUUAAAGGUGGAGGGAGAGUUUUACGCGCCUGACAAACCAGACUUCCAGCCUGCCGAAAGGCCCAAGCAAAAGAAGCCCCAUGAUAAUUUAAAACCAGAGGGAGAGAUGAUUAUGCCAGAAAAAAUUAAAUACAAGCCCGCCGAUAAAGUUAAUAGAGUGGUUCACAAGGAUAAUCUCCGUUCCGAAGGAGAGAUGACUUUCACAGAGAAAACUGAAUAUCAACACGUCAUUAGACCCUCCCCGGUUAGGCCGGAGGACAAUCUGAAGACCUCGGGUAAGUUCUACGUACCAGAAAAGCCAGCAGUUACAAACGGGGAUCGCCCCGAGGCGGUAAGACCCAAGGAUAACCUGAAGCCAGAAGGGAUUAUGUACACCCCUGAAAAGCCGAAAUACGAGCCUGCCUCCCGACCAGAGCAGAAGAGGUAUGUGGACAACCUAAAGCCCGAGGGCAAGAUGCACAUGCCUGAGAAGGAAGCGUUCAGGCCGGCAGAUAGAGUGACGACAGUCAUCAGAAAGGAUAACCUGAAGACCGAGGGGGAAAUGACCUUCACACAAAAGGACGUGUAUCAUCAUGUAAAGCGGCCCGAACAGGUGAAGCCGUGCGACAACCUGAAAGUCGAAGGAGAAUUCUUCACACCUGAUAAGAAACCCUUCCGUCCAGCCGAGCGGCCCAUCCAAAAGAAGCCAAAGGACAACUUGAAACCGGAGGGAGAAUUCUACAGGCAAAGCGACCGCACGGAGACCGACAGCACAACGGUAGAAACUACAAAACGAGAGACCGCUAAGCGACCGGUGGAUAACCUCAAGCUGGAAGGUUCCAUGACAGUGACCCGCAAGGAUGAUUAUAAAAAGGAGACCAACAAGACCACGGUAGAGCAGGUUCAGCGGACACAGAAGUACCAGCACAACAGCUCCUCCAUCAGCCUGGGAACCGACACCGCCAUCCGCAAGACCACCAACCAGAUGAACUAUGUGUCCGGCAAGGAUGCUGUCAAGCAGGUGGAUUCCAACAGUCAGAACCCAGUGGACGGUCUUAUUGUUGUGUCCACCACGAAGGUGACCACCGUUAUAGGAGGCCGCCACAAGGAGCCCGAAACCGAGUACGUGAAGCGCCCAGCCAAGAUAAACGUGAUCGAGAACGUGGCCAAAAACACUACGACCACAAACAUCGAGAACACCCAAAACAUCCAUAAAGAAACCACCUCGAUGCAGAGGAGCCACAAUGUCGUCGAGAAUAGUGCAGUGAACACUGUGAAUACUGCAGUCCGUGGAUCGGACAUCUCCAGCAAGGCCCUCCAAACCAGCACUACGAAUCGUGGAGGUCAGAUCAGCAGGGACACGACUGGAGACUCCACCUCCCGUGUAGUGUCGAGAAAAACCGUCUCGAACAACAUAACUGGAGAUUCCACGACUCGAGUGGUCUCUGGAAAAACACUCACCAGCAACGUUACCGCAGACUCCACUUCAAAGGUAGUGUCCGGAAGGAAUGUCUCGAGCAACAUUACUGGGGAUUCAUCCGCUCGCAUGGUUUCUGGCAGAAACGUCACCACUAAUAUAAUUGGUGACUCGUCUUCCCGCAUGGUAGCCGGUGGCCAAAACGUGAUUGAUGACUCAACAUCACGAGUGAUCUCGGGCGACAGGACCUCCAGCCACAACAUUGUUACCGGCAGCUCCACAUCCCAUACGAGCUCCUCCAAGCACUUCCAUCACCGCAAGAGCGAGUUCUCCUCGGAGGCGGAUGUCUCGAAUACGAUCUUCCAUCGGAAGAACGCCGCCACCGACUCGGCAGCAGCCAAUGGCAGCAGUCUCACUUCAAACGGAAAGAUGAUGCGGAAGAGUAUUUUGAAUUUGCACGAGCAACCCUCCAGCACGCCCCAUGCCAGCGAUCGUCAGAGCUAUAGCAGCAUCCACCGGCAGAACCGGGAGUCGGACCAGAACACCAGCUUCUCCAGUGAGCGCCGCAGCUGCAGUGUCCACAAGGAAAACAGGGAGAGCAACGUGAAGAACUCUUCGUCCAUGUCCCGAAUCAUAUCCGGAGGAAGCACUGCCACUGCCACAGACAACAGAUCAACUGUCACACGCACCCAAGUGUUGGGCGGUGGCAUCGAUUUUCCCUCCCAAUCUCACACCCAUGUGGGAGCCCAUGGCAGGCGCCACCACCAUGUAUCCACUUCCAGCGGCGGCAUCGAUUUUCCCUCUUACAGUGCCCACGGACACACCGAACGGGUGGUCACCCGUAGGGGCAACCAGUCCUCCAUCAGCCUCGGCAACGACACAAAGUGUACGGGAUCGAGUCAGUACAAGAGCGAGUACAUCACAGCCCCGAGCACCACCUGUGCAGUGCAUAAUAUUAAGAAAGGUGCAUUCCAACAUACCAGGAGUACUCAAGAACACAAGUUCUUCAAGACCUCAAACUAACAAUUAAUAACAUCCAUAUCAAAUCCCAAAUUAACGUGUAAUAGUGCAUAAGUUUCCAUGACAAUAUAUCUUUUAUACAAUAUACAAGCCGAUCCGAAAAUCCAGAUUAACAAAUAAAUAUCAUUUUUC
This is a messenger RNA of Drosophila persimilis, 12595 nucleotides long. RefSeq lists its product as uncharacterized. Gene Ontology annotation, cellular component: sperm flagellum; ciliary basal body; centriole. The transcript is spliced from 5 exons. Gene Ontology annotation, biological process: microtubule anchoring. Gene Ontology annotation, molecular function: microtubule binding. The record is from RefSeq and is a predicted model, not a curated record. Lineage: Eukaryota; Metazoa; Arthropoda; Insecta; Diptera; Drosophilidae. The coding region runs from base 530 to 12466 and encodes 3978 amino acids.